Messenger RNA from Oncorhynchus keta (chum salmon), 3434 nucleotides. Its product is annotated as homeobox protein Hox-C3a-like. Gene Ontology annotation, molecular function: RNA polymerase II cis-regulatory region sequence-specific DNA binding; DNA-binding transcription factor activity, RNA polymerase II-specific. NCBI's taxonomy places the organism in Eukaryota, Metazoa, Chordata, Actinopteri, Salmoniformes, Salmonidae. The record is from RefSeq and is a predicted model, not a curated record. The transcript is spliced from 5 exons. Gene Ontology annotation, biological process: regulation of transcription by RNA polymerase II. Gene Ontology annotation, cellular component: nucleus. The coding region runs from base 568 to 1689 and encodes 373 amino acids.
CGGACCUCACGUAAUAUCAGCAGCUCUCUCAGCAGGGGCAUAGAAAUGAUUUCGCCAAUAGCGUAUUUUCCUAGAGUAUAGAUUAUACAAUAGUUUAGCUUUUUGAUAUGGAACGCGUUUCGUCUAGGCUCCAUCCCCUUCCCGGCGUGCUCCUGCAUGCUUCGCGGUCAGAAAUGGCUUCACCACAGUCACCGUCUCUACCAGCCCCUGUCUAGAGUACACCCCAGAGGAAGAACAACCCAACGGUUGCAGAAAGAGAGAUAGAGAAAGAGAAAGCAGCGGACUGUAAAUUACGCGGUGUUUACCUAAUUGUUAAAUUCAGCUUUUUGCUCUUCCAUCAAUUGGCAGAUUUGGGGACGUUUGCUACGCCCGGUGUAGCGGUGUAGAGGUCUAUUCGUCAGCAUCACCCCCAUACCUUUCCGAUGGGCCAGCGAGCUUGCGUCACGGUCACUAUAAACAACCGGGAGAACGCAGACGCGGACAACGAAAUGAGGACCGAUACAGAAUGAAGGGGAUAUGUACAGUAUCGGUGAAGAAACCCGUGCUUAUUGCAAUGCUGCCUGAAGAAUGGGAGCGGGUUCCUCCAGCGCGAUUAAGUUCCUUUCGGACGGUUUGCAACUCCAGCGCGCGAUUAUUGGAGGACGGCCCCACGUGACUUCACGGUUUACCCCUCUGGGCGAACACAACACUGCAACCGAACCUGCUGGAUGCGUCACCGGACACGGUGAGGGAGGCCACGCGCCACAAUUCCGAGAGAUUCCACUCUUCCAGCGUUCAGUCACCUCUUCUGCUUGUAUCAGCUGUACGCCGUACCCGACUGACCCGUUAUGGGGCACCCCGGACCCGGUGGAUACCCGCCAUGCCAAGGGCAAAGCACUCGUCAGAGACAAGAGGUGCAGUGCAUCCACUUACUUCCUCUCACCGAGGCAUCUCUUCCCUUGGAUGAGAGAAACUCGGCAUGACCUACACCAGAGUGCAUCGGACUCCAACGAAUUCGGUGAUUCAGUGUGCAGUCGCAACGAGGCUGGUGGUCUCCCAAGUAGAGGAAGAGACGGAGGGCGAGACGGAGGGAGGCGAGCGAGGACGGCGUUCACCAGUACUCAGCUAGUGGAGCUGGAGAAGGAGUUUCACUUCAGCCCCUACCUAUGUCGACCGCGCAGGCUGGAGAUGGCUGCGGGCCUGAGGCUCACAGACCGGCAGAUCAAGAUCUGGUUCCAGAACCGACGCAUGAAAUACAAGAAGGAUCAUAAGGAGGACAGAGGCACGGCGACUGAGACACCGUCGCCGUGCCUCUCUACCACCACACACAUGCCAUCCCUCAGCCCAAGGUCCUCUGUUGGAGUUGGGUACUCGGGAUUCAGAAGUGCUGGUCUGGUGAGAGGGACUCGGUCUCCAAACCUUCUCCUCGUUAAUUGUGAUCGUACCCCGGCGUCGGGUUCUCACAGUAAGGCCAGUGACUGUUUACGUGUUACUCCCAUGGACCUUCCCCAGCUCACCACCGGAACUGCGCCUGACUCUGAUAGUCUGCAGUCGGCCCUUACGGUUGUAGACAGCGGAUGUUUGUGCACGGGUCUCUCCAAACUCGCCCCAGGGCACCUAUCCUCUUAUGUUGACAGUGACAUCAGUGCAUAUUUCAGAUGUGGAGGAUGCCUCUUAGACCUAGAACCCCCUACACUUACUCACCUGUAAGAGCAGGCCUAUGCCGCAAACCUAAACACCUAGACCUUCAGUAAUAUGUGUGUGUGUAGGUGGUCAAUUCAAAUUCCAAAAGCGACCACUACUGACUGCCCCCUCUGUUCCUGUUCCACCUUGUGGCAAAAUGUUAUCUUUUUUUUAUCAAAAUUGACAUGAUUUAUAUUAGCAAUAAAAUCCCCAAAGACAUCCUGCUACUAUUUUGCAUGUCAAAUGCAUGUUUUGAACACAUUAUCAAUCCAUUUUUGUAUUUUCAUGUGUCAUGGCUUGUGCUUGUCGUCUAUUUAAAUCAGAGAGAAAGGAAUUUUACUUUGCGGUAUGGGUAUCACGUGUUAUGUUAGGAUCCCGAUGAAGACAUUUUGUCUGUCGAAAUGUCGGUUAAUCAAUUAUUGCACCUGAGCUCCUGGAAUGUGAGGCUCUCCUUUUCUUUUUCAAGUGUUCUACUCCGCUAGCCAGCACCUCGCCGAAACAGGUGUUCUACUCCGCUAGCCAGCACCUCGCCGAAACAGGUGUUCUACUCCGCUAGCCAGCACCUCGCCGAAACAGGUGUUCUACUCCGCAAGCCAGCACCUCGCCGAAACAGGUGUUCUACUCCGCUAGCCAGCACCUCGCCGAAACAGGUGUUCUACUCCGCAAGCCAGCACCUCGCCGAAACAGGUGUUCUACUCCGCAAGCCAGCACCUCGCCGAAACAGGUGUUCUACUCCGCAAGCCAGCACCUCGCCGAAACAGGUGUUCUACUCCGCUAGCCAGCACCUCGCCGAAACAGGUGUUCUACUCCGCUAGCCAGCACCUCGCCGAAACAGGUGUUCUACUCCGCAAGCCAGCACCUCGCCGAAACAGGUGUUCUACUCCGCUAGCCAGCACCUCGCCGAAACAGGUGUUCUACUCCGCUAGCCAGCACCUCGCCGAAACAGGUGUUCUACUCCGCAAGCCAGCACCUCGCCGAAACAGGUGUUCUACUCCGCAAGCCAGCACCUCGCCGAAACAGGUGUUCUACUCCGCAAGCCAGCACCUCGCCGAAACAGGUGUUCUACUCCGCAAGCCAGCACCUCGCCGAAACAGGUGUGCGUUUCUUUCGCCUCCAGAAUGAUCCUGUAAGUAGCGUAACGUACUAGCGAUCGGUUUUGUUUUUUCAAGAGCUCCUAAUGUGUCAAAUAAUUGUGGCGACCAUAUCUGUAUGACUUCGGCUGUAGGUGUCAUGUGUUAGGCCAUGUUUUGUGUUCUUAUCAUUAAAUAGCUGUUCGUUCGUGUGAGUUUGUGUAAGUGUGAAAACACAGAAGCAUAUGUUCAUAUUGAAUGAAGUUCUGUUUUUGUUAUAUAUGUGUUUGUGUUGAAGCUAGAAUCCUUUGUUAAAACAAUAUCAACAUGUCUCCCUGUCCCUGUUUCGCUAAAAAGCUUAGGGAUGGGGCUGGAGAAAUGUAACUACUCUCAAAUUCAUAUACAGCGCUAUGGAUGCAAGGACUGACCAUCCAUGAUUUCAAAUGUAUCGUUUUAACCAUGUUUCGAGGCUAUACAGUGUUUGUUUACAUUUACAUUGUUGACAAACAUUGGGGUAAAACAAGCUUAUGUUUGUGUUCUGAUAGGGUACGACUGUUGAACUAAGCUCAUGAGGCAUUUAUAAGUUAUAUUCUUCAAGAGUCAAUGGGUAUAUGCCGAAACUAAGGAUCAUAGCUUUUUUUUAACGUCUUUGAUACUGUUCUUGAUUAAUGAGAUGUUUAAUAAAUGCAUUUGUGGAAAAUC